Papaver somniferum (opium poppy) is the source of this 2685-nucleotide messenger RNA. Its product is annotated as BOI-related E3 ubiquitin-protein ligase 1-like. Lineage: Eukaryota; Viridiplantae; Streptophyta; Magnoliopsida; Ranunculales; Papaveraceae. The coding region runs from base 103 to 999 and encodes 298 amino acids. The transcript is spliced from 10 exons. The record is from RefSeq and is a predicted model, not a curated record. Gene Ontology annotation, molecular function: ubiquitin-protein transferase activity.
ACGUACACUAUACGCUUAUACCCCUCCCCCCCUCUCUCUCCACAUCAGUCUCUCCAUCUCUCUCAAUCUCAAUUUCCGGGAGUUUUUCUUCAACUCUCAACAAUGGCCACGAUACCUCAUCAUCGUCAACAACAGCAACAACAUUUUCAUCAGCAAUCUAAAUCAUCAUUUAGAAAUCUAUUUGCAGUAGAUAAUCAGAUGCCUGACUCAACGAGUUUCGUUGAUCAAUCUCUCCCGCAGUACAUACCUAAUUAUAGCAGUGGUGAGGGUGGUGGUGGUGUUGAUCGAAGAUGGAUUGAUGGUUUUCAACCUAAGAAGAUGAGAUUGAUAAAAGAGGAGGAGUUGGAUACAAACAACAAUAACUUUCUGACUGGUUUAUUACCAAUGCGUUCUGUUCCAACGGGAUUAGGUUUAUCUUUGGAUGAUAAAAGUUCUGUAGAAUUUCAAUCUUCGUUGCUAUUGGAUGACUCGAUCAAUAAAGAAUUGCAGAGACAGGAUGCAGAAAUAGAUCACCUAAUCAAAGUUCAGGCGGAGCAGUUGAGGCAAACAAUCCAGAAGAAGGUUCACGCAAACCAGUUGCAAACUAUUUCUUUUGUUAAAGAAAGAAUCCUGCAAAAGCUUCGUGAAAAAGAAAUGGAGGUUGAGGAUGUAAACAAGAAGAACACUGAGCUCGAGGAGCAAAUAAGAGUGUUACUGGUAGAUGCAGGUAACUGGAAACAGCAAGCUAAGAGUAAUGAGAACAUGAUUACUGCCCUUAGGAUCAAUCUUCAGAAAGUGUCUGUACAAAACAGAGAUAGCAAAGAAGGGUGUGGUGACAGUGAAUUAGAUGACACGGCAUCAUUUUGCAAUGGCGGGACAAUAAACCAACUUGUUUGCAAGGAGAACAAAGGCGUGAAAAAGUUGAUGACCUGCAAAGUUUGUGGAUAUAAUGAAGCAUGCAUGUUGUUGUUGCCUUGCAGGCACUUAUGCUUGUGUAAAAAUUGCGAGAGUAAGGUAUGAUGAUGUGACCUUAUUGUUAUGGUUAAUGACGCGGUUGGAGCUGAUUCCAGUUUAUUCAUGAUUCUUCAGCGUAUUCAUAUAAAAUAAUUGAUGCCUAUACACGUUAAUAAUUGAGAUCAGCUUUGAUUCAAUAUCCAGUCAUCAAAGCACAAUUAACGUAAUGCACACUGUUGGGAGCUGUAGUUAAUGGUUUCAAAAAGCCCAUCUGCGGCCUGCUGCGCAUGUGUGCAUGAAUAAUUUACCUUUUUGAAAUUUCAAGGCCUAUUGGCACAGAAGGUCCUUAAAAAUGGGCAACGAGUUCAUUGGUGGAUGCAGAGCGUAGACUAGUGAAGAAAAUUGAUCGUCCGUCAUCCAAGACAAGUAUACUGUCCCAAAUAUUCUUUUGGGCCUUCAGCAGGAUUACCUCCAUUUGAUGAUAACCGCAGGAUCAAAGAUCAGAUGGCUCGAGCAUAUAGGCAUUGAACAGUUACAGAGUGGUGGUAGUGCCGUGGUGGUGGGGCUCUCCGUAGUUGGAACUGCCGAUGACUGAAAAAUACUGACAACCUGUGAGCCAAAGACUAUUCUCGAAAGGUUUUGUUGGGUCCAGACUCAUAUCUCAGGGACGAAGGUGGGUGGGGGAAAAGUGGUCAUCUGGUGUAAGUGGAUAGUGAAUUGAAAAUAUGUUUCCAUUAUAUUUAAGAAAACUACAAGAAAGAAGAGAUCACGAGCGUUUUCUAAUAAACAAAUCCAGUACAUUCAAACUCUGUCUCUCUCCAUGUCAGUCGCUGCACCCAUUUUCAUUUUUUUUGCAGUUUGUUAGUGCUGAGUGUAUAGAGAGAGAGGUUUGAACUUUGAAUUGGAAAUUUGGAAGUAGAAGAGAAGAGAAGAGAGGAGGGAAGGAAGGAAGGAAAGAACAAAGAAAGAUUUGGAAGAAGAUACUAUAUAUUUCAUACAUGGAGGAAGCACUUCAGCAGUAGUAGCAGCGAUAUGGAUAUUGGGACUUGAAACUGACACAGUGGACACACUAAUACAUAAAACUUCUAACUCAUAAUCACAUGCAUUAUUCGUCGUUACACACUUACACUGCUGCAUUCUUGGGGUUAACUCUGUUGUGCUAGCAAAUUAUUGUCCUGCGGAGUACGGAGUGUGUCAAUUUUCCCUUUGAUUUUGGUAUAAUUACGUAACAGGAGGUUAAUACAGAGGUGAAAGAACAAAGGAGCGUUGAGAGAGAGAUUGAUUUGUGUUCAUAGAUGUUGGAUUCAGAAUUCAAACUGAUAUCCACGUGCUCUGACUAUUUAAUAUGUGCAGUAGGAAUCUGUCCCUAUUUCAUGAACAAAUGAAUAAGAGACGUACUAGAUGCCCGUGAAAGUAUUCAGGUACAAGGAAGGAUUUUGAAUGAUUUUUAAGAGAGUAUUGAAUUCUGUUAUGGGCGCCAAGGACUGUCUAUCUAUGACGAGAAGGAUGUCAUCUGAAGAGAAAAAGUUAAUGCCCAACGGUACAAAGGAACUGCCCUACCAGCAACAUGGGUCUAACACUCGCGACGAGUAACACAACUGUUAAUCACGUAUAAUAGUUUUGCUUUCCUUGUAGAACUUAAUUGAAGGAAAGAACAAAGAAAGAUUUGGAAGAAGAUACUAUAUAUUUCAUACAUGGAGGAAGCACUUCAGCAGUAGUAGCAGCGAUAUGGAUAUUGGGACUUAAUUGAAG